GGUCAAAGUGUGACAUCCCCCACACCGGAAAAGUUACGGAAUUUGACGUUCCCGAUGGAUUCUUGGAGGAGCUCCACGAACUGGCAAAGCUGCUGGAGACGAACGUGAAAGUGUUCCUGAGCCACCCCAUCGCCAGUCCGGUGUUUCAAGUUGCCCUGCAGGUUCUGAGCCGGAGGCUGCCGGCCGUCUCUGGAGAGCUGUGCGCUGCCGUCGUCGAAUAUCUGGGGUCACUGGAGAAGGCGGAGGGAUGCAGUCCGCUGCUGAUAUUCCUAAAGGACAAGACGGGCAGCCGCCUCCUGGAGAGCGUCAUCCGGGUGUCGGGCAAGAAGCUGGUCAAGAGGAUGUACAAGGCUCACUUCAGGGGGCAGCUGGUGGCUCUGGCCCUCCACCCCAUCGCCAACUUCACGGUCCAGAGGCUGCUGGCGGCUGCCGCCUCGCGGAAGCUGUUCUCGAAGGUGUUCGACGAGCUCUGCCCCACCCUGGAGGACAUCUUAGCACAGGGCCACAUGGGCAUCAUGACCGAGCUGGUGUCCGGCUGCGUCAAGCACAAGGAGAAGCAGCCAGAGAUACUGAUGAAGCUGUACCAGGCUUUCCACUGCUGCGAGCCGGCCUCCAGGAGGGCGGCCUGCGCCCCGCUCUUCAUCUCCCUGCUGACGUACGAGGUUUACUACGACCUGGCCGAGGAGGAGCUGACCACGGAGCACCAGCCCUCCGAGGAGCCGCGCCUGACGGCCGUCAGCCACCACGGCUCGCUGCUCGCCCAGCACCUGCUCCGCUUCGACCAGCCCGCCGCCCUAGCGCUCAGCCUGGCGGCCAUGUCGGCGGGGGACCGGGUCAAGCUGGCCUGCGACCAGGCCGGCAGCCACGUCUUCGACGCCCUGCUGACCAGCGCCACCGUGUCGGACAAGCAGAGGAAGAAGGUGGUCGGGAAAUUCAAGGGCCAUUUCGCCCAGCUGGCCUGUGACAGGCACGGCAGCCGGGUCCUCGACCAGAUCUGGGCCUCGGCGCCCGUCGGAAUGAAGCAGACCAUCGCCCAGGAGCUCGCCGGCAGAGAGAGCGAGCUGCGGAGCCACCCGAUCGGACGUCAUGUCGCCCGGAACCUGGCCCUGGCGCACUUCAUCAAGCGUCGGCGCGAGUGGGAUGAGCACCAGGCGGCGGAGAGCAAGCGGCGGAAGAUGUUCGCGGAGCUGCUGGAGGACUGAGCGAGGGUGGAAAUGCCUCGAGAGAGAGAGAGAGAGAGAGAGAGAGAGACAGACAGAGUCUGCGGUCAACCACCCCCCCACCACCUGGCCGUUCCGGAAGUGUCGGGGGGUGGUUUUAAUCUUGCCUUGCCUCUGUGUGUCAGA
Carcharodon carcharias (great white shark) is the source of this 1346-nucleotide messenger RNA. RefSeq names its product nucleolar protein 9. Gene Ontology annotation, biological process: endonucleolytic cleavage in 5'-ETS of tricistronic rRNA transcript (SSU-rRNA, 5.8S rRNA, LSU-rRNA); endonucleolytic cleavage to generate mature 5'-end of SSU-rRNA from (SSU-rRNA, 5.8S rRNA, LSU-rRNA); ribosomal small subunit export from nucleus. Gene Ontology annotation, cellular component: nucleolus; 90S preribosome; preribosome, small subunit precursor. The record is from RefSeq and is a predicted model, not a curated record. Gene Ontology annotation, molecular function: RNA binding. Lineage: Eukaryota; Metazoa; Chordata; Chondrichthyes; Lamniformes; Lamnidae. The transcript has 8 exons. The annotation marks the transcript as partial.